Molecule: messenger RNA, 1026 nt
Organism: Meloidogyne enterolobii
Lineage: Eukaryota; Metazoa; Nematoda; Chromadorea; Rhabditida; Meloidogynidae
Source: the annotation of a GenBank genome assembly
AUGGCUUACAAUAUAAAAAUAUAUAAUAAUGCCUCAAACACCAUUCACAAUCUUAGAGGGAAAAAAUUUGAUUGUCGUCUUACUUCAAUUCUAAAAAAAUUUCAAUUAACAAGUCAAGAAGAAAAACCUUUAGAUUUUAUUGUUAUUUUAUUUUUAUUUUUAAAAAUAAUUUACAAAAUUAAGGCAGAACCCCCAGGUUCUUCAGUUGGAACAAUUUUUAUAACUGCAGCAAAUUUAAAUUUCGUCCCUUCACUUCGGGCUGUUAUUGCAAAUAUUAAAAGAGCAUUUGGUGUUAAACAAAAAAUUGUUGCUUAUGAUUUGGGGGGAAUUUUAAGAAAUAAAGUUAUUAUGAGAGAACUUGGACAAAUAUGUAAUUUGGAAAUAAGAGAAUUUAAUAUUAAACAAUUACCUAAAAAUGUACGCGGUAUGAAAACAUUUUCAUGGAAAUUGUUACUUUUUGCGCAAGCUUAUUUAGAAUUUGAUUCAUUUAUUUAUUGUGACACUUCUGUACAUUUUAUUUCAAAUGAUUUUAGAGAACAUUUUAAUCUAAUAAAUUCGGGUAAAGUAAGCCCUUUCCUUUUUGGAUUAGGUACUUAUCACGGCAUAAAACAUGCAACUUUACAAGAAACAUUUGAAUAUAUUCCUUUAUUUAAUGGUAAACAUUUUGAUAUUGAAAUGCAAGAAGCUAACUUUAUUAUUGUAAAAAGAAGUGAAUUUACAAGGGAAAUUUUAAAAUGGGCAUUACUUUGUGCAUUUACUUUGGAUUGUAUUGAACCUAGAAAAGUUCCUUGGGAUUGCCCUGAAGAAAUUUUUUAUAGUAAUAGAGUUUAUGGUUUAUGUCAUAGAAUGGACCAAAGUGUGUUAAGUACCUUAAUUUAUAAUGCUGAAGAAGAAAUUGUUGGGAAAGGAAAUAAAAAAUUAAUUAGGCAUUAUGAUUUCCUUCAUCCUAGUCAUCGUCUAAUUAAACAUAUGUUGGUUAGGAGACAAUGGAAUAAAGAAAAAAUGGCAAAAUUAUAUAAAUGUUAA